Tyto alba (common barn owl) is the source of this 1755-nucleotide messenger RNA. Its product is annotated as ADP-ribosylation factor-like protein 3. Lineage: Eukaryota; Metazoa; Chordata; Aves; Strigiformes; Tytonidae. The coding region runs from base 753 to 1343 and encodes 196 amino acids. Gene Ontology annotation, biological process: cilium assembly. Gene Ontology annotation, cellular component: cytoplasm; microtubule cytoskeleton. The transcript has 6 exons. The record is from RefSeq and is a predicted model, not a curated record. Gene Ontology annotation, molecular function: GTPase activity; GTP binding.
GGGGAAGGUGCCUGUGCCCUUCCAGACCCCUGUCCUGUGCCAUCCCCGACCUCCAGCUGCUGACAGCCCAGCCCUCAACCUGCUCCAGGGCCCAGUGGUUUCCACUGGACAGCAGCAGGGAGCUGUGGCAGUGGCUGACGUGGCCUUGAGAAGCUCCAGCCUCCGCUCUGUCACCCUCUGAGGGGGCAGGUCGUGGGUGCUGGUGUCGCCUCACCCUGGUUGGGCAGGGUGGGACGUGGGGAAGUGCUGAGGCAUCACCCCUCACACAGGAGGCUGUGUCAGCCCUGUGCACCAGGACACGGCCGUGCCUGUGGCCUGUGUCUGCUGCCUGGGCAGCAGGCAGUGUCCCCAUUCAGAGGCUGGGCCUGCAGUGCCUCUCCCGGGAUCACACGGCUCCAUCCCAUCACCACGCUCUGCACUGGGUGCCGCAUCCUCCCGCUGUGCUGCCAUCCCCAAGCCAGAGCCUGGCCCUGUGGGGAGAGGGACACCCUGUGUCCCAGUGCCCCAGCCUGACGGGUCCUGGUUUAUCCUAGGGGUAGGUGACGGUGGGGUGACAGCUGGCUGGGGGAUUUGUGGAGGGCAUUAUUUAAUGCUGCGGGUAAAAGGAGAAACAGCAGCUAAUUCUGGAGCCCAUAAUCCUCUUCCUCCCCCGGGGAUGGGGUGCGUGCUAGUCACGCAGCUGCCAGCGAGCCCUGGGGAUGAGCCCCUGGCAGCUCCCCAGGCGUGCCGUCGGCUAGUGCAACUCCCUGACCAUGGGUGAUGUGCAGAAGGGCUCCCCCAGCACCCCACACUCCCAGGGGCUGCUCUCCGUCAUCCAGAGGCUGAAGGGUUCCCUGGAGCAGGAGCUCCACGUUGUCCUGCUGGGGCUGGACAACGCAGGGAAGACCACGCUGCUGAAAUGCCUGGCAUCUGAGGAGGCCAGCACCAUCACCCCCACCCAGGGCUUCAACAUAAAGAGCAUCCACUCACAUGGCUUCAAGCUAAAUGUUUGGGAUAUUGGGGGGCAGCGCUCUAUCCGCCCGUACUGGAGGAAGUAUCUGGACAGCACGGACCUGCUGAUUUAUGUCAUUGACAGUGCAGACCAGAAGCGUUUUGAGGAGACAGGGCAGGAGCUGGCAGAGCUCACUGAGGAGGAGUCCCUCACGGGGGUCCCGCUGUUGGUGUUUGCCAACAAGCAGGACCUAGUGACUGCAGCACCCGCAGCUGAAAUCGCGGAAGGGCUGGGCCUCCACACCUACCGGGACCGGGAAUGGCAGAUCCAGGCCUGCUCAGCCUUGUCUGGGGAAGGAGUGCAGGAUGGGAUGAACUGGAUUUCCAGCCAGAUUAUGAACAGGAAGAAGUAAAAACUGCAAAGUGCCAGAUGGGACAGAGCUGCAGGUCCCUAAGCCAUGGCCAAUAACCCCUAGUCCCUAGACUCCCCACAAAGGCUCAUCUGGGCCCUGAGCCUCAGGCUGCCAUGCUCAGAUGGGCUUCCUACCCAAUUUUUCACUAAUCAGUCACUUCCCCUCUCCCUGCUUCCUGGGUUUCCACGGGCUCCUCACACGCCCUGACCCUCCUGCAGGCCCUGUGCUGUUGGAGAGAAGCCCAUGUCCCACUGUGUCAAGGGCUUGCACACCUCCAGAACAAGAACCUGCUUUCCAUCCACACUGCUGGCACACCCUGCAGACGCUGCUGCAAUCCACGCACUGCCCAGGGCACGCUGGGCACCCUACCAUGUCCCUGGCUACCCCCUCAGACACAGCACGUACCGCCAGC